This is a messenger RNA of Hevea brasiliensis (rubber tree), 1693 nucleotides long. RefSeq lists its product as uncharacterized. The transcript has 2 exons. The record is from RefSeq and is a predicted model, not a curated record. Bases 621 to 1334 code for a protein of 237 amino acids. NCBI's taxonomy places the organism in Eukaryota, Viridiplantae, Streptophyta, Magnoliopsida, Malpighiales, Euphorbiaceae.
ACGAAGAAAAGUGUAUGCUUUAGGGGAGACUACAAAGCUGGAUUUUGAUCAAAGUCACAUACUGAGAGAGCGCUGAUGCUACUUUUAGAAUCUUAUCUCUUUGAUGCACUAGCUAUUCCAGGGGCCCUCCUAGCCAUCCACUUUGCUUUAGAUUUUACCGGAAAUGUACGGAAGAAAGAAACAUCAGCUUCAUCUUCUUCUUCUUCAUUUCGAUUCGAUUCAAUGAAAUUUGAUCAAUUUAGUCUGAUUUUAAUUGUGAAUUGAAACAGGCCGAUUACAUCUUAAUUCUAAACUGUACGGUUAUGGGGCGGUGAAUGAAGUUUUAGCAGUGCAAGCGCAAUAAUAGAGAGUCAGUGCAGGUUGAUGAUAAAAGAUUCCCCAUUUACUUUUACAUAGCCUGUGCUAGAGACACGACAAAUACUUGAUUAUGGUGCCGACAGUUCCAGAUUGCUUUAGGAAAAGCAAAAGAGCCUAUAUUAUCAUUUUCCUCCUCUUGAUUAUCGCAAAAUAAUCAGUUAAAGCUUAAGUUUGUAGAUGGGAUUGGUGGUUUUCUACUAUAUAUAACACAAACACUUUCUAGGCCAAAGUUCCCCAAAGAAAAAACUCAAAAUUAAACAGUGAUGGAGUGUAUAAUGUUCCAGAUGGAGGCAUCUCGCUCCACCGCAGCUGCAAAGGAAACUGAAGAUAUAAGUUUGCAACUCCUUGUGGACAAUCAUUCAAACAAGGUGUUAUAUGCAGAGACAGGGAAGGCUUUCGUGGACCUUCUCUUUGGUUUCCUACAGAUACCUUUAGGUUCCAUUGUUGGAAUUCUUCAAGAAAAACACAUGAAUGUGUCUGGUUCCUUAGGUAGAGUUUUUGAGAGUGUAAAAGAGCUGGAACCCAGAUUUUUCCUAUCGCAAACAGUCAAAGAAUAUCUCUUGAAACCUGAGGUGGCCUCAGCCUCUUGUAUCCCUCCACUUCUCCAAAACUUUGUCACUACAAAACAACUGAACUCUGAAACUUUGGCUACUUCACCCUUCGUCUUUGCGAGUCCGGGAUCUCCUUUAAUUUUAAGUCCGGCAGCGGCAGGGAAAGAAGUGAUGGGGUUUGUUAAAGAAUGUGAAACAAAGUAUAUAGUAAUGGAUGAUUUAAGGGUGUUCCCACUGUCAAGUAUUUAUCUUGUUGAUCUCCUCAAGAAAUUCAAUGUCAAUGAUACUAGCUUUCGGGAGGUCAAGAUUGAUCUCAACAAGUGCUUGGAGAUAGUGAAGGCCUCGUUGGAGUCUGAUACAGUUCUCACAGACGUGUUCAUUGGAAAGAAUUUCCCAAGAAAAGGAAGUAGAUUCAUCGCUACUUGAAGGAAGCAGAUCUAUCCAUAUUUAAUUUGAAAAAUGGUUUGUUUUUGUUUAAAUUGAGAGCCCAGUAUACAGAUAAAGAGACUUCGGCCUCUCUCUCCUUAGAGAGAGAUUUUUCUAUGUUUGUUUCUUCUCUGGGAGCUUCUGUCUCUUUGUCUCCCUGGAUUUAGCGGCCUCCUCUGCUCCAUCCGAGUGGAGGAGGCCUCCUCCUCCUCCUCCUCCUCCUCCUGCACAAUAGUGGAUUUCCCUCCCCACCAUCGUGUGGGCUGUAAAUAUUGCUUUUUGUUGGUGUGUUGGUUGUAGAUUCGAACUUCGAAGAGAGGGAUGUGAGGUCUUGAUCUACUCAUGGUUGUUUCUUUCUA